Tachysurus vachellii is the source of this 3027-nucleotide messenger RNA. RefSeq names its product hydroxysteroid (20-beta) dehydrogenase 2 (gene hsd20b2). The transcript is spliced from 11 exons. Gene Ontology annotation, molecular function: oxidoreductase activity. Gene Ontology annotation, cellular component: endoplasmic reticulum. Lineage: Eukaryota; Metazoa; Chordata; Actinopteri; Siluriformes; Bagridae. The coding region runs from base 33 to 1037 and encodes 334 amino acids. The record is from RefSeq and is a predicted model, not a curated record.
GCACAGAUUGUCUCCCAUAAGCAGUGUAUGUUAUGAUGGCAGGAUUUGUGCAGUGCGGUUGUUUUGGAUCUUUUCUCUGUUUGCUUGGUGGCGUCACUGCGCUGUAUUACAUGUUGAAGUGGUCGUGGAGGAUUUGGCAAGGCUUCAAGGUGUACGUGGUGUCCAGUGUGUAUCCAGCAGACGUGAGAGAGUACGGACAGUGGGCAGUGGUCACAGGAUCAACAGCAGGAAUUGGACGAGCCUACGCCAUUGAGCUCGCCAGACGAGGACUGGACAUCGUCCUGAUCAGCCGAUCGCAAGAAAAGCUUCGUAGAGUUGCUGAUGAGAUCGAAUCACGUUACAGAAGGCAGACUCGAGUCAUUCAGGCGGACUUUACCAAAGGACACUCUAUUUAUCCAGUUAUAGCUGAGCAACUCAAAAGCCUGAAGAUUGGCAUUCUGGUGAAUAAUGUUGGUAUGAAUUAUGCUGGAACGUUGGUGAACUUCUUAGAUGUUUCUGACCCUGAAAAGAGAAUCACCGAAGUGAUCAACUGUAACAUCCUCUCCGUCACACAGAUGAGCAGAAUGAUUUUGCCACAGAUGGUUGGAAGAGGUGAAGGACUUAUUAUCAACAUAUCAUCAGAAGCUGGUUCUCAGCCUCAGCCCAUGCUUACGUUGUACUCAGCUACAAAGGUAUUCGUGUCAUAUUUCUCUCAAUGUCUUCAUGCAGAAUACCAACCACGAGGAGUCACAGUUCAGUGUGUAACUCCGUUCAUGGUGUCCACUAAUAUGACGCAUAACAUUAAAGUUAAUCCUCUGGUAAAAAGUGCAGAGUCGUUUGCCAGAGACGCUCUCAACACUGUGGGUUACAGCUCCUUCACCAGUGGCUGUAUUACGCAUGCCCUGCAGCAUAUCGCUCUGGCGAUCUUUUUCCCAGCUUGGCUGCGACUGUCUCCAUUUUGUGUGCGCUGUGUUCAGAGGUUUGCACAAGAAAUAAAGCAACAAAUAGAAGAGAAAAUGUCACAAUGCCAGAAGAAACAGGAAGACAGAUACAUGUAAACCGAGGCUUACACCAGCAGAAGGUCAUAAGACCACACCAACAACCUGAUGGGAAUGACUUGCUCUUCUGGAUAUGGAUCUUAACACAUGCUUCUAAUCAAACCCUGCUUUAAUCAGAUACGACAUUAUUUUUGGCAGACAUUCUCAGCAUGUUCAGACAUUUACGGAUCUCAGCCAAAGUUGAAAUAUAGUCGAUCGGUUAAGACAUGUUCAGUAUCCAAGUUUUUUUUUUUCUAAAUUAUGUAUAGGGAGGUGUAACCUCCUGAUGAUCCAGCGGCAGGAUCUCAUGCUCUUAUUGCUGUGGCCUGGGUUCGAUUCCUGGUUAUGGAGCAAACCCUCAGUGCUGGUACUGGAUAAAAUGGGAGGGUUGCAUCAGGAAGAGCAUCCGGUGUAAAAUCUGUGCCAAAUCAAAAUAAUGGGGACCCCAAAUCUGGAGCAGCCAAAGGAACAACAUCAUAUAUAGAGCUCUGUAGGUGAUACCUGUCGUUAAUUAGUGGGAACAGCAUCCUAAUGUGUGGCCAGGACGUAGAAACCUAAGAUAAUUAAGUGUGGCAAUAGUUUAAUAAGGGGGGGCACGGUGGCUUAGUGGUUAGCACGUUCGCCUCACACCUCCAGGGUCGGGGUUCGAUUCCCGCCUCCACCUUGUGUGUGUGUGGAAUUUGCAUGUUCUCCCCGUGCCUCGGGGGUUUCCUCCGGGUACUCCGGUUUCCUCCCCCGGUCCAAAGACAUGCAUGGUAGGUUGAUUGGCAUCUCUGGAAAAAUUGUCCCUAGGGUGUGAUUGCGUGAGUGAAUGAGAGUGUGUGUGUGCCCUGCGAUGGGUUGGCACUCCGUCCAGGGUGUAUCCUGCCUUGAUGCCCGAUGACGCCUGAGAUAGGCACAGGCUCCCCGUGACCCGAGGUAGUUCGGAUAAGCGGUAGAAGAUGAAUGAAUGAAUGAAUGAAUGAAUAGUUUAAUAAGGCAUGAUCAUUGUGUUCUGCAAACAAUAUUAACACAAUGAUGUUUCUUGGCAACUCUAGCUACUGUUAACAAACUCCAGUGUGUGGUAAAGAAAUAUCUUCCCCACCCCUUACUAAUGAAUGUUUAUGCAGAAAGUUUUAUUAUAAAGAGAUUAUACUAGUAAGCGGUUUAUAGCUGAUAGAUUUGUAUUGUACAAACUGCAGGUCUAAUUCAUGGAAUUUACAUGAAAACACGCUUUACAUAAUCCAUCUGCUACAUUUGUUUGAAAAACAUACAAACAAUUUUGCACUAUAUCAACCAAAUACAAUUUUUAAUCGGACCCCUUCCCUAAGUUUGUAGUGUGGAGUGACCCAAAACUAGCUGAAGUAUAAAGUAAUUCGGAUACAGGGUAUAGCAAGCUUCGCUAUUAUUUUUUUCAGUUGGAUUUUCGAUUUUUAUAGGAACGAAAUUCCACACAUAGAAGUGUGUUUUCAAUAUAUAAUACAGGUCAAUAUGAUUGGAGGUACAGUAAGUGUGUAAUAAUUUAGGCAUAUGAUUUGAAUAAAGUUAAAUUGGACGCUAAUACCAUAACGUGUGCGGGGCUAUUAGCUAUAUUAGCUUCAGACUCCAGGCAUGCGCGUGCCUUUUUAACCUCACUCCCACAGCGAUUAUAUUUUCUAUUAAGUUUUUUAACAUCAUUUCCAGGGGACAAUUUCACUAAAUGUUUAAACAAAUUGAAAACAUUUUUUUUCCUUUUCAGUCUGAUUGCGCGCCCUCAUGACACACUACUUCAGCGAGCACGUCUUGGCUGAUCGAGUAUUUUUAGAUGUAAACUUUAUUUGAAUCAGAAACGCAGUGUGCAAGACUACAAACACUGGACUGGGCUGUGUAUAAGAUAUAGAGAAGAAGAAAGAAGACAUAGGACUCAAUAAGGGAUCAGGAAAUAUUUAACCAGUUUAUUAUGUACAUAUUUACUGCAUAUUUGUAUAACAAUAUUGUCAUACGUGUGUUAAAUGCAACAGAUUAUAUAUAUAUAUAUAUAUAUAUAUAUAUA